This is a messenger RNA of Rhipicephalus sanguineus (brown dog tick), 1108 nucleotides long. RefSeq lists its product as uncharacterized. The record is from RefSeq and is a predicted model, not a curated record. The transcript has 5 exons. Lineage: Eukaryota; Metazoa; Arthropoda; Arachnida; Ixodida; Ixodidae. The coding region runs from base 388 to 885 and encodes 165 amino acids.
ACCGCACGCGUGCCUCAAAUCCGGUCCGCAGCGAUGUCCGAGGCGGCGCGCGACCUUCUGAGUCAUCGCUUUAAUGAGGUUUCACCAAGCCGACGCGAGGAGGCCCGCGCUGUUUUCUUGUUUCGCGUCUUCUUUCUCCUUCAUCCCGUAAUCGACUUACGCCGGUGCGCGCAACGCUGACGUACUACGACUCGCGGACGUCGGUGUAGCCGCCACCGAAGCAGUUCAAUCGGUUCAAUCGCCGCAGCGCGUCGUGUUGUGUGUGUGUGUGUGCGCGGCCACACGCGUGCGUGACAACUCGAGCGAAAGCAGUAAACGUGCAGCUCUGUCUUCCAGUAGCCGUGCUCAACUGGUUACCAAAGCACCGACGGGCCUCGAGGAACAGCUAUGAGCUCGCCACUGCUAUCCCCUUUCACGGCGGGCAGCUGGUCGAGCGCUGGCGUCCCAUGGCAGCAUGACGCGCACUCGCGGGAACACUCGGCCGGAGCCACCGAGCCAGCGCUGCUGCUGCUGCUGACACGCGCUGCUGAGACGGGACCCCGUACUAGCUGGUCACAUCAAUCUUUCGCCACCAUCAUGGAGCAAAACAACACGCUAUCAGUCAUCAUGUUCAUGGCCAUGUUCGGUGGCAGCACAUUCCUGCUGUUUCUAUUAUGCUACUGCUGCCAACGUAAAAUGAGAGAAAAUGCAUUUGCACCUCUGGACAAUGCCACGAUCGCUCACCGCCCACAGGCAACAACAAACCUGGCACCACAGACAACUCAAAUAAUGCCAAGUGGGCCACCUCCAAACUACGAUGCUGUCGUCAAGAAAGAACCAUCAGAUCUGGAGCCACCUCCAUACGAAGUAGCUGUGGCAAGCCUUCAAGCUAGUGGCUACGUCUGAGCGCUGCACUGCCAGCUUAUUUAUUCCAUCCUUCAGCAGCCCUGCAGUGUUCAAGGACUGCAAGGCUGAAAUGUGCACACUACCAAACCAAUAGGGAGUGUACUUACUAUCUAAAGCCAUGAAACAAUGAAGCCUAUUUAUUUACCCCCACCAUCAUCAGUCAAUGGCUGUUUCUACUGACGGUCUUUGUCAUAAUCACACAAUAAAGGUUUUAAAUACAGUG